This is a messenger RNA of Esox lucius (northern pike), 1580 nucleotides long. RefSeq names its product transcription factor Sp5-like. The coding region runs from base 1 to 1152 and encodes 383 amino acids. The transcript is spliced from 2 exons. Gene Ontology annotation, biological process: regulation of transcription by RNA polymerase II. Gene Ontology annotation, molecular function: DNA-binding transcription factor activity, RNA polymerase II-specific; RNA polymerase II cis-regulatory region sequence-specific DNA binding. The record is from RefSeq and is a predicted model, not a curated record. Lineage: Eukaryota; Metazoa; Chordata; Actinopteri; Esociformes; Esocidae.
AUGCAGGCGCUUAAUCGCUACCCCCAACAGAAGUUUGACAACUGCUACGAAAAAGACCGCACACCUAGCUCCUCUCCUGAGAACGGGACUCAUCACCUCUCCUUCUUCCUGGCUAGAGCCUGUGGCCAGGCCCGGCUGGGGAUCAGUGGAGUGGGGCAGGAGUGUCCAUGUCCGCCCUAUGAGGGGGCCAUGAGCUCCAUGACUGGGAUGCUGUGGGGUGGAGGGCUGGCGCCGAGCUCCAGUCUAGGAGUCCAACCAGUAACAACUCUUACCGUCCCAAAAGUACAGUUUCCUGGACACAGCCAGAGCGGACUAGGCCCUCACCUUCAUCCACACCACCUCCAUGAGCUGCCUCUCACACCCCCUGCAGAGCCUUCCACCACAGCCGCCUACGCCUUUGAGCUCUCCCCAGCAAAGAGACUCGCUCCCCACGUCCAGAGUGGUUCUCAUAACCCGUAUUUACAGCACCAGCACAGUAGCAUGGGGCAGAACCUUCCGAACCUCCUCCAAAGUUCCACAACAAGACACUCCCAUGUAGAGGAUGGUCAGCAGUGGUGGAGCCUGCCCCAGCACAGCAGCGGCCCUCAUGGCCACCACCAACCUCACGGCCAAAGCCACCAUCACACCUUUGCCCUGGGCAGACAGCUGGUGCUUGGGCACCAGCCUCAGAUUGCCACCCUCCUCCAGGGCUCCUCCAAGGGCAUGCUGGGCUCCACACGACGCUGCAGGCGCUGCAAGUGCCCCAACUGCCAGGCCAACUCAGGUAGCACAACCAACCCAGAGGAACCAGCCCAGCGGCGGCUACACAUCUGUCACAUCCCAGAGUGUAGCAAGGUGUACAAGAAGACUUCCCACCUGAAGGCCCACCUGCGCUGGCAUGCCGGGGAGCGGCCUUUCAUCUGCAGCUGGAUCUUCUGUGGGAAAAACUUCACACGCUCAGAUGAGCUGCAGAGGCACCUACGCACCCAUACAGGGGAGAAACGCUUCAGCUGCCAGGCUUGUGGGAAGAGGUUCAUGCGGAGCGACCACCUGGCAAAACACACAAAGACCCACCAGGCUAGGAGGAGCCUUGGCAGCCAGGACCCCCAGCAGGAGGUUGCACAGCCACAGGGUGUCGCCAGAGCCCCAGCCAGGAACAUCCAAAAGGAGUAGAAAGAAGACCAGGAGAUAAAAGCCGGUCUGUGCGAUGUGUUUUGUUGACACCAUCCCAAUUCUGUCUGUUUAAAUUCUAGGCCACAAAACCCUCAGAAACACAGUAAAGACAGAGUGGAGACUGAGGGUCAAAACCAGGGAUUCUAGCUAACAUGAAGGCAAUUGCAACAACUGUUGUCCAUCCGGGCCGCCAGCAGGUGGCGUGUGAUCUUCUAUUCAGCUUGUCUAGCUGACUGUGGACAACAGCAAAAAAAGCAGGAAGGCUGAGGUGGCUGAAUAUCAUUUUUACAAGGACACGUUUUACAUGGAACCAAACUGGAGACAACUGGUCUCAAGACAUCAGUCAAUACAAAUAGUUAAGGAAAUAAUGAAGUUUAAUAUCUGAAUUUGUAUUUAGUCUGCAAUUUAAUAGUACCUGCCAUGUAAAU